AUGAAGAAGGUUUUCGCACUGCUCGCCGCGGCCGGCGGCGUCAGCGGGCAGCAGGGCGUGUCGACCAUCAUCACGCAGUCGAUGUUCGAGACCAUGUGCAGCCACCGCAGCGAGGGCAGCUGCGAGGGCGCGUUCUACACCUACGACGCGUUCAUAAACGCCGCGAACAACUUCCCCGUCUUCGGCACCACCGGCGACGAGCAGACCCGCAGGCGGGAGCUCGCCGCUUUCUUUGGCCAAAUCCGUAUCGCAGUUUGUUGAUGUGGGGACGAUGGUAUCACCGACAGUAUAUGCUAGACGGAGCUUGUGCCACCUCAUGUGUGACCAGCCUGAUGCUGCCCUCCGUGAUGCGAUGCAAGCGCAAUGCGUGUACCCUGAUUGGCCAACAGCAUUCUACAUGCAAGCUGUUGCACUUUCAAAGCUAAAUAUGCAGAGUGAUGCUAUGGACCUGUUGAA
Molecule: messenger RNA, 456 nt
Organism: Phragmites australis (common reed)
Lineage: Eukaryota; Viridiplantae; Streptophyta; Magnoliopsida; Poales; Poaceae
Product: chitinase 11-like
Exons: 1
Coding region: 1-261 (86 amino acids)
Biological process (GO): chitin catabolic process; defense response to fungus; cell wall macromolecule catabolic process
Molecular function (GO): chitinase activity
Source: RefSeq, a predicted model, not a curated record